AAAAAUACCAUCAAUGACAGAAAUGACCAUUUUUACAAUCUCGUAGCCACGAAUUAAUUUAAUCAAAUGAAAUUAUUUUAUUUUAUCAAUUAUUCCUUUCUUUGAUAAAAAAUGUUUAUAUAUAAAAUGUUUUGAUUGUUUAACGAUAAUUAAAGAAAAAUAUUAGGAAGAUUUCAAGAAUGAUCAGUUUUAAGAAUUUGCUUUGUACAUGCAGAAGUAUGAGUAAUAGAUGCGGAGGACAAAGGGGAGGGGGAGGCGGAGGUGGGGGAGGUAGUGGAGGUGAGAAGGCAGUUACUAUGCAAAACCUGAAUCCCAACAUUAUAAAGUUGGAAUACGCAGUUAGGGGGCCGUUGGUGAUAAGAGCAGCUGCAAUCGAAAAGGAAAUACAAAGUGGUGCACAAAAACCGUUUAAAAAAGUAAUCAGAGCAAACAUCGGCGACGCCCACGCCAUGGGACAAAAACCCAUUACGUAUGUCAGACAAGUCUUGUCAUGUGUGAUUCUGCCGGAUUUGAUAAGUAAGGGUGAUUUUCCUGAUGAUGUGAAGAAGAGGGCAUCGGAUAUUUUAAAUUCUUGUGGAGGAAAAUCAGCUGGUGCUUACACAGUGUCCCAUGGUAUCGAGAUGAUACGGAAGCAAGUAGCGACAUACAUUGAGCGACGUGACGGCCACAAGGCAAACUGGGAGGAUAUAGUACUCACAGCUGGUGCAUCGUCAGCUAUAAAGAAUGUGCUGCAACUUUUCGUCAACAACAUUGGGGGCAAACCUACAGGUAUUCUUAUCCCAAUCCCACAAUAUCCUUUGUACUCUGCCUCCCUAGCAGAAUAUGGUCUACAGCCAGUGAGAUAUUACUUAAACGAAGAUAAAAAUUGGGCGUUGGAUGUCUCAGAAUUGGACCGUGCUUUAAACGAAGCUAAAUCUAAUGUGAACGUCCGAGCCCUGGUGGUCAUCAAUCCAGGAAACCCUACUGGUCAGGUUUUGACAAGAGAAAAUAUUGAAGAACUAAUCAAGUUUUCAAAAAAGUAUAACCUGUUAAUAUUUGCGGAUGAAGUAUAUCAAGACAACGUUUACGCCGAGGGUAGCAAAUUUUUCUCCUUUAAAAAGGUGAUGAAAGAGAUGGGGUCGCCUUACGACCAGCAUGAGUUGGCUUCCUUUAUGUCAGUUAGUAAAGGAUAUAUGGGGGAGUGUGGGCUACGCGGAGGGUGGAUGGAACUCUGCAACAUACAGCCCGAAGUCCAGGCCAACAUGUACAAGGCCAUAUCCUCUAUGCUUUGUCCUACUACGCUUGGGCAGUCUGCUGUCAGUUGUUGUGCGAUGCCACCACAACAAGGAGAGCCUUCAUACGAACUAUGGAAGAAAGAAAAAGAUGCAGUUCUCGGUUCCUUGAACAAGCGAGCUAAAAUGAUUGCAGAGACUUUCAAUAAAAUGGAAGGUUUUAAGUGUAACAUCGUUCAGGGAGCCAUGUACGCUUUCCCUAAGUUUGAACUACCACCUAAAGCUAUCGAGGCGGCUAAGAAAGAUGGAAAGCCUCCUGAUACAUUUUAUGCGUUCGAAUUGCUGGAAAACACAGGAAUUUGCGUAAUCUCCGGUAGUGGGUUUGGUCAACGCCCCGGCACCUAUCACUUCCGAACCACGAUACUACCUCAGCCUGCCUUGCUGCAAGAAAUGUUGGACAUCUUCCAGAAGUUUCACAGCGAAUUUACCAAAAAGUAUGCGUAGUUGGACGAUACAUCUAUCCACAAGACCGAUGUGUGUAGUGCGACUUUGCUGUCUACAUUUCAUCAUCGAGUCGAUUGGCAAUGAGACGCAGCUAACCAAUCACAGUGCGUCAUUGUGGCGCGGCGACAACCAUACCGCAAUGUGAUUGUUUCGCUGCGUUUCACUUCGAAUCGAUUCGAUAAUGAGAAGUGAAAUGCAAACCCGCACUUCGCCCUCGAACGUGACAAAAAUAGUGAACUUUACCGCCAUUACGACAAGAAAUUAUAUUUAUAUUAAAAUUUUUAGAAAAUUUGAUGUUCGUUUGACGGCUUUGUUAUCUUUUGAAGUGCUUAAGUUUAUAAAUUUUAUUACCUACUAUUUGUCUUUUUCUACUUAUUUAAUUGUGUUUUGAAGUAAUAAAUGAGUAGGAGGGUA
Messenger RNA from Plodia interpunctella (Indianmeal moth), 2129 nucleotides. RefSeq names its product alanine aminotransferase 1-like. NCBI's taxonomy places the organism in Eukaryota, Metazoa, Arthropoda, Insecta, Lepidoptera, Pyralidae. The record is from RefSeq and is a predicted model, not a curated record. The transcript has 11 exons. Gene Ontology annotation, biological process: biosynthetic process. The coding region runs from base 180 to 1715 and encodes 511 amino acids. Gene Ontology annotation, molecular function: pyridoxal phosphate binding; L-alanine:2-oxoglutarate transaminase activity.